Messenger RNA from Thalassophryne amazonica, 4166 nucleotides. It is a transcript of the gene usp43a, whose product is annotated as ubiquitin specific peptidase 43a. NCBI's taxonomy places the organism in Eukaryota, Metazoa, Chordata, Actinopteri, Batrachoidiformes, Batrachoididae. Gene Ontology annotation, molecular function: cysteine-type deubiquitinase activity. The record is from RefSeq and is a predicted model, not a curated record. Gene Ontology annotation, biological process: protein deubiquitination. The transcript has 16 exons. Bases 256 to 3915 code for a protein of 1219 amino acids.
GAGAGGAGGGGACAGACAGCGGGAGUCGGAAGUGAACCUGACGUGCUGGUGGGAGCAGCUCCUCUCUGCAGCUCCUGCUCCAAACGCGCGCUGAUCACAGAGGACAAUUUUCGCAAUCAUGUGCCUUAUUACUGGCGCCGAGUCGGUGCUACUUCCACGGUGAGGAGGAGGAGGAGGAGUAGACAGCCUGGCAGACAGGUGCGACUCCACAGUCUGUUUCAUUUUCCGUCUGUUCCAGAAAGACGCGGAGGAGCCAUGGACUCCCGUAAGGAGAACAAGGUAAGAAAACAAGCCAUGAAACCCAAAGCGAAACGGAAAGAGAGGAAAUCCAAAGGCGGGAGGUUCGUCAGGAGGAAAUCGCUGAGGUCUCUGGGGAAUUUCAUGAGUCGGGUCCUUAAAACUUUGGGCACUUUGACGCACUUUGGCGAAGCGGAGCCGCCGGAGGCGGAGGAGGACGACGGCGGCUUCGGGCGCAGCUCGACGGUAGGCUUGAAGGAGGAGGAGGACGCGACUGCCCGCCAGUCCAGGGAAGGAGCCGCGAAGAAGAGCUCCGCCGCGCUGACCACCUCCUCCUCCUUCCAUCACGGGUCGGUGAAGGAGCGGCUGUCGUGGUGCUACGGAGACAAGACUCCCGGAGUGCUGGGACUGAAGAACCACGGCAACACCUGCUUCAUGAACGCCGUGGUUCAGUGCCUCAGCAACACCGACCUGCUGGCCGAGUACCUCGGACUGGAGCAGUACAAGUCCGACCUGAGCCACAGGAGGAUGAACGGGGAGCCGCAAAACCUCAGGGGGGAGGUGACUGUGCAGCUGGCGUCGCUGGUUCGAGCCCUGUGGACGCUGGAGUACACGCCACAGCUGUCUGUGGACUUUAAGAGCAUAGUGGCCAAGUACAGCUCACAGUUCAGAGGAAACUCACAGCAUGAUGCCCUGGAGUUCCUUCUCUGGCUUUUGGACAGAGUUCAUGAAGAUGCCAGUCCCAGUUCUAACAUCCGCAGCAGCAGCAAUAAGACCAAUGCCACCCCCAAGGGACACAGUUCAUUGGAGGAUCGUUCUACUCCCAGUACAGCCAACACCCAGCAGGCCAGAGGUCGACACAGUUUUGUUCAGGAGCACUUCCAGGCUCAGUACAGGUCUUCUCUGACGUGUCCUCAUUGCCUUAAACAGAGUAACACCUUUGAUCCCUUCUCAUGCAUCUCCCUGCCAAUCCCUCUACGGCAAACAAGGCCGUUGUGUGUGACAUUCGUCUUCAGUACAAAAGGUCAGCGGUAUCUGCGGGUGGGGCUUGCGGUACCGAUCUUUGGUUCCGUGGCCUGUUUGAGAGCUAUGGUGGCUAAAGAGGGCAACAUCUCCCCAGACGAGGUCAUCCUAUCAGAGUUGUGUUCUACGGGUUUCCAGCGUUCCUUCUCAGAUGAAGAUGACCUGACAGCGAUUGCAGACAGCGACGUUGUCUACGCCUUCCAGGCUCCACCUGUCCAUAGCCGCGGUGGCUCUGCAUCACACUCAGGAUAUCACCACAGCCUCCCCUCCUCUCCCUGUACCACCACAACUGGCUCAGAUGGUCACAGGUUACCAUCAGGCACCGUGUCCACUGAAUACCUGAACCAGGGCAGCUCCACUAAAGUCCUCCUCCUGCUCUGUAACACGGCAGGAUCAGGCCAACAAUCUGUGAGGUUUGGACCUCCUUUUCUCAUGCACGAGGACAGGAGUGUCUCCUGGGAGCAGCUGCAGCAGAGCAUCCUCAGCAAGCUCUAUUAUCUGAUGGUGAAUGGAGCCCAGACUCAGAAUGCAUCAAUGAUGUUUAAGAUCAGAGUUGUUGGAGGAUCAGUGAACUACAGCUACCUGUCCCCACAGGACAGCAGACCGCUGUAUCACCCUGCAGUUGACAGAGCUCUGAAGUUCUGCGGAACGGGAGGACGUUCACAUGUGAAGCUUGUGAUCGAGUGGGAGCAAAAAAUUAAAGAAUGUGUGUUUGGCAGCAUCCAGGAGGAGGUGGUGAGGGAUGCUGAGAGCGUGAGGGCCCAGCAACAGCAGCACCUGCAGCAGCACAGCUGUACUUUAGAUGAGUGUUUUCAGCUGUAUACCAAAGAAGAACAGCUUGCCCCAGAUGAUGCUUGGAAAUGCCCACACUGUAAGCAGCUUCAGCAAGGCAUGGUGAAGAUGAGCCUGUGGACACUCCCUGACAUACUAAUCCUUCAUCUCAAGCGCUUUCGGCAGGUAGGUGAGAGAAGGAACAAGCUGUCAACCCUGGUACAGUUCCCUCUGACUGGACUGGACAUGGCUCCCCAUGUGGUGAAGAGGAGCCAGAGUAUGAGGAACUUGAAUUUGGGGGCUUGGCCCCCCUCAUGGAAGCAGCCCUCAGGACAUCACCACCAAGCUGCUGACAUGACCCUCUCCCAUGACUAUCUGUAUGACCUCUACGCUGUGUGUAACCAUCAUGGAGGGAUGCAUGGAGGUCAUUACACUGCCUACUGCAGGAACUCAGUGGAUGGUCAGUGGUAUAGCUAUGAUGACAGUAGUGUAGACCUGGUGCCAGAGGAGGAAGUCUGUACUCGAGGGGCCUACAUCCUUUUCUACGAGCGACGCAACACCAUCCCUCCUUGGUCUGCCAGUUGCUCUUUAAGAGGCUCCAUAAGCUCAUCGAUGUCAGACCACUGGCUGAUACGACUCACAGGGGACAGUAAGAGAGGAAGCCUGGUGUCUCGGUCCUCCACCACGUGUCCGUCUUCCACACUUGAUUCUCCUGAGUCUCCAGUCUUCCUUGAUGAUGCCGCCAAAGAUGAGAAAGGGGGUUUUGAGAGCAGGCCAUUUAUCAGGGGUCUUCAGGGACGCAGCAUGAGUGCGAGGGCACCCAGCAAAACCAAGGAGUCCCUGAGCAAAGUGCUUCCUUUGCGCUGGUCCUUUGGUUCCAAGGAAAGACGAAAACCUGACCCGGCAUCUCCACCAGUCCAACCUUCUGCCCCUGCGGAGCUCGUUGUGUAUUUGGAAUCUGGCCGCCGACCACGAUGCACAAAGGAUCCAAUAGUAACUCUGAUGACUGGAGCACCUCGCUCAAAAGAAGGUGCUGCUUCCAGUAUUGGAAGGAUAAUUUGUGUGAGUAAAACUCAAGAUGACCUGCCCCCUGAGUCUGCACGAUUCCCAGAGGGCCAAAGAAGACAAGCUAGCCUGAAACGUAGCAAGCAAAGCCAGACAGGAGGUGAAGGCCUAAGUAAUAGUUCUAGCAGUAACACUCUGACCAGGGGGAAGGAUACCAGGAAGCAGAGCUCUUCUAAAACCUUCCAUGGUACUGGUACAAUAAAGCGUUCUGGUACUGGAGUGCAGUCCAGCUCCAGCACUCCCAUCCUUAAUGAUGUGUCUCUGAGGAAAUCAAACAAGGAUAUAGUUGAUAGUCGAAACACUCAAGGAGAACAUCAAACAACAUAUGAAGGAAACUCCAAAUCCAAGAAAGGAGAGGAUCCCAAGAGCCACGAGGUAUUAUUCUCGUUUUUAAAAGGAAACUUCUUGAAGAAGGAUAAGGACUCAAGAAAAUCCAAGGAGGAUGAAUCGAAAGGAAGAGGUGAGGAAGGAGGCCGGAGGACCUUAUCGAGAGUGUCACUGUCAAAUGGAGCAGUAGGUGGGGAGAACGUGGUGGACGAGAGCAAGUCCAGUGGCUCAGGCCAUCGUACUGGUGAGGUGAACAGGAAAACAGGACAAACCACGUCUGACAUUAAACGCUCCCAGAGCUCCUCCAGCUUACCUAUUAAAGCAGAGCAGAGUAUGCGUAGGACCACGUCCUUGCAUCGCAACGGGACGUCUGCAGCCCCGCCAUCCCGCAGCUUGUCAGCAGACAAGCCUUCUUACGGCACCCUGCAAAGAACUCGUUACAGCACAGCCUCACUUGGACGUAAACGAAUGGUCCCUGAGUCCAGUUUCUGACAGGUAACCUCUACCCAUUACAAAAUGUGUGAAGGCUGAUCUCUGAGAUCAAAGCAAUAGUCCUCACUUCACAGUGGUGCACUUUUUUUUUUCAUACAAAAUGAACUGGCUUAAGCUGCUGUACCAGAGAGAUGCAGCAGAUGAAGAGUAUUUUAAUGCUGGAAUACAUAGAGCAGAGUGAAAUGUUGGAACCGCUGAUCCAAAGGACAUUUUAUUCCUGUGUGUGAUUGUUUUUUUGUUUUUUGUUUUUU